Messenger RNA from Sodiomyces alkalinus F11, 315 nucleotides. RefSeq lists its product as hypothetical. The transcript has 4 exons. The record is from RefSeq and is a predicted model, not a curated record. Lineage: Eukaryota; Fungi; Ascomycota; Sordariomycetes; Glomerellales; Plectosphaerellaceae. The coding region runs from base 58 to 315 and encodes 85 amino acids.
CCUUUUCGACGUGGCAAGUCGCCAUGGAAAUAAGGUUGGGCCUCCUUGUCGGAGCCCAUGGCGACCUAUAUUUCGGCCCGGGCCAUCUCCAUCUAUAUCAUCUCCCGUGUUCUAAGCCGUCUGUCGGCCAGUAAGGGAGAGGUCGUUGCAGAGACCGUCGAAGUACCUGAGCUCGAAGCUUCGCUUCACAGGCAGGUUUUCAGCUGGUUCGGAGAUAACUGUGUACUGGCUCUUCGGCCCUUCAACAUCGUCUUGUUCGGCACCGGCAUCUGGUUACAGACCAUGAGCAUAGGAUGGCUUGUGCAGCUGAUCUGA